AUGGAUGAGCAGCAGAAAACCGAGACCUUCGUCCAUCAGCGCGACAGCGCCAGUGCCGAAUCGCAAAAUGACCUCGAGGUAUCUGAGAAAAAAGGGACGCCAGAUGAUCGAAAGGACAUGCACCGCAUGGGCAAGACCCAGGAACUUCGAAGAAACUUCCGUUUUGUUUCCAUCUUUGGGUACUCAAUGAUUCUGAUGGCCACUUGGGAAACCGGUUUAACGACACUUAUCAUCCCACUGACCAACGGUGGUACCGGAGGCGCCAUAGUAUUGUUUCUUGCCACUGCAAUCGGAAUGGGUUUCGUGAUCGUCUCCAUGGCCGAAAUGGCAUCAAUGGCACCUACCUCAGGAGGUCAAUAUCACUGGGUAUCAGAAUUCGCUCCCAGAAAACACCAAAAGUUUUUGAGCUACGUAGUCGGAUGGCUUUGUGUUCUCGGUUGGCAAACCGGCAUUGCCUCCAUUGGUUAUCUCGCUGGUACACAAAUACAAGGCUUGAUAGUCCUGAAUAACGAUUCGUAUGUGCCGGAGAGAUGGCAUGGAACCCUUCUCGUCAUUGCUGUAGCAACCUUUUCCAUCGUCUUCAAUACUCUCCUGGCAAGGAAAUUGCCCAUGAUCGAAGGUACCGUCUUGGUCCUACAUAUCUUCGGUUUCUUCGCCAUAUUCAUCACAAUGUGGGUUCUUGCACCUCGAAGCUCUGCUAAAGAAGUCUUCGGUGGGUUUCAGGACAAUGCGGGAUGGGGAAACGUUGGGCUUUCAUGUCUUGUAGGCCAGCUCGCACCUAUCUUCUCACUGCUAGGUUCAGAUGCUGCAACGCACAUGUCUGAAGAGCUCCGCGAUGCCGCCUAUACGCUUCCUCGUGCCAUGAUCUGGACUGCAAUCACCAACAGUGUACUCGGGUUCCUCAUGCUCGUAACCUUCUGCUUCUGCCUAGGCGACGUACAGAGCGCGAUUGAGUCACCUACCGGAUACCCGCACAUUCAAAUCAUGUACAACGCCACCGGGAACCGCGCUGGAGCCACCGCCCUCGCAUCCCUCACGACCAUCAUGGCCGUCUUCGGCUGCGUAAACAACGUCGCCACCUCCUCCCGACAACUCUUCGCCUUCGCCCGUGACAACGGAAUCCCCUUCGGCGCGUUCCUGUCCCGCGUCCAACCCGGCUGGGACAUCCCCCUGAACUCGGUGCUCGUCUCCUUCGCCAUCGCCAUCCUCCUCUCCCUCAUCAACAUCGGAAGCACCGUCGCCUUCAACUCCAUCGCCUCCCUCGGCACCUGCGCCCUUCUCUCCUCCUACAUCAUCUCCAUCUCCUGCAUCUUCCUCAAGCGCUGGCGCGCAGAACCCCUCCUCCCAUCCCGCUUCUCCCUCGGCGCCGCGGGCAUCUGGAUCAACGGCGCCGCCAUCGUGUACCUUGCCCUCGCGUUCGUCUUCGCUUUCUUCCCGACGUUCCCCCAUCCGACGCCCGACCUCAUGAACUGGAAUAUCCUGAUCUACGGCGUCGUUGUCGUGUUUUCGCUAGUGUAUUUUGCAGUUAAGGGGAGGCGGGUGUAUGUUGGUCCUGUGGAGUAUACUAGGAGGAUGGAGUGA
Molecule: messenger RNA, 1581 nt
Organism: Aaosphaeria arxii CBS 175.79
Lineage: Eukaryota; Fungi; Ascomycota; Dothideomycetes; Pleosporales
Product: amino acid transporter
Exons: 3
Coding region: 1-1581 (526 amino acids)
Biological process (GO): transmembrane transport
Cellular component (GO): membrane
Molecular function (GO): transmembrane transporter activity
Source: RefSeq, a predicted model, not a curated record